Molecule: messenger RNA, 4536 nt
Organism: Chelonoidis abingdonii (Abingdon island giant tortoise)
Lineage: Eukaryota; Metazoa; Chordata; Testudines; Testudinidae
Gene: SLC68A1
Product: major facilitator superfamily domain containing 13A
Source: RefSeq, a predicted model, not a curated record
GAGUUACUUUCACUGUUUGAUAGGGGACUACUUACACUGCUAAUAUUACAGAAUUGACAGUGCCUGUGUUCAUCUGCAAGUUAGCUUAAUAAAAGGAGGAACAAUGGACUGGCUCCCAACAAAGAGUCAACAGAUGCUGGGGGAAGGUGUCCCACCUGAAAUGGAGAUGAUCUGGAAAGCUGAAGCACUCUGAAUGAACCAACAUGGGUUUGCGAGUGUUGGGCUGUCUCUUUAAUUUACCCACUGCUGUGAUCUAUGGGUCCCUGUCGCUCUUUGUUUCCAUUUUGCACAAUGUGUUCCUCCUGUAUUACGUGGACACCUUUGUUUCUGUUUACAAGAUUGAUAAACUGUCCUUUUGGAUUGGGGAGACAGUGUUUCUAAUUUGGAACAGCCUCAAUGACCCUCUCUUCGGCUGGUUGAGCGACCGGGUAUUUCUUAGCACACAACAGUCAGGGGUGGAGAUCUCCUCACCAGAAGUCAUUCUUAAGAGACUUAAGGCACUGAGCCGCAAUGGGCCCCUUUUUGCCAUCUCUUUCCUGGCUUUCUGGGUUUCAUGGGCCCAUCCAGGUCUCCAGUUCCUCCUCUGCCUCUGCCUCUAUGACAGCUUUCUUACCAUGGUGGAUCUCAACCACAAUGCCUUGCUCGCAGACCUUGCUGUUUCUGCAAAGGACAGGACUAGCCUAAAUUUCUACUGCUCGCUUUUUAGUGCCAUUGGUUCCCUCUCAGUCUUCAUGUCCUAUGCAGUGUGGAACAAAGAAGACUUCUUUUCUUUCCGGAUAUUUUGUGUGGUGCUGGCUCUCUGCUCUGUUGCUGGGUUUACUCUGGCAACGUGGUUGCUAAGACAACGAUUUGAGACUGAAGUGAAAGUGAAAUGGGACCAAGAAUCGACUUUAAAAGAAUUGUACAUUGAGCAACCAUCUGCCCCACUGGAGAAGAGGAUUACACUGGGCGAAUACCUCAAACAGCUGUCCCGGCACCACAACUUCCUCUGGUUCGUCUGUAUGAACCUAGUACAGGUUUUUCACUGCCACUUUAACAGCAACUUCUUCCCUCUCUUCUUGGAACACUUGCUGUCAGAUCGGAUCUCUCUCUCUACAGGAUCCUUCCUACUAGGUAUUUCCUACAUCGCCCCUCAUCUCAACAACCUCUAUUUUCUGUCUCUCUGUCAAAGAUGUGGGGUUUACGCGGUGGUGCGAGGGCUCUUCUUUCUGAAGCUGGCUCUCAGCAUCAUCAUGCUUCUAGCUGGACCCGACCAGGUGUAUCUUCUCUGCAUCUUCGUAGCCAGUAACCGGGUGUUCACGGAAGGAACCUGCAAGCUGCUGAACCUGGUUGUCACUGACCUGGUGGAUGAGGAUUUUGUCUUGAACCGCAGGAAACAGGCCGCCUCGGCGCUGUUGUUUGGGAUGGUUGCCUUGAUAACCAAGCCUGGCCAGACCUUUGCCCCCCUGAUUGGCACCUGGUUGCUCUGUACUUAUACUGGUUAUGACAUUUUCCAGCGGGCCCCUCUGAGCAACGUGGUGAGCGCCCAACCGAAGCUGGUGUCCAAUGCAGCCUGGGAACCAGCUCUGCGCCAGGGCUGCUUUUACCUCCUCGUCUUCAUCCCCAUCACAUGUGCAUUACUGCAGCUCCUCAGCUGGUCGCAGUUCAGUCUGCAUGGAAGGCGCCUCCAGACGGUCAAGUCCCAGCGCCAGAGCCUGACUCAGAGUCAAUCACGAGAGAUCAAAAUGAUCUAGAUGUGCCUGAGCCCUUCGGCUCUCACUGACCCUGUGCUGUGGGUGUGGUUACGCCUCUCUGCAGUCCAGGGGAUGCAGACUGAGGCGAGGGGGCUUGCUGGCUAAGAACUGAAAGUGUUUACGAUUCAACUGUGAAAUGCUCACAAUGCAGAUGUUUCCUCGCUCCAGGGGGUAGUCGGUUUGGAAGGCAGGUGCACCAGCGACAGAGGUGACUGGUGUGUGCUCAGAGUGGGGGUGUUUGCUCAGGCAAUCAGAUGGAGUCUUAGCUCUUGCACUUUCUGAGGUGCUGCUGAUCUCAAGGGAGGGUGGGUGACAGUGGCAUAGAGUAAAGGAGACAGACAUUCUAACACGGUCUCUAGUGCAGUAUCUCACCCUGUGGCGCAUCGGUGGGAGAGCAGAUGCUGUUGGGCCAGCCCCAUGGUGGUUUUGUGCAGUGCUAUCCAGGAGUCCUGGGCUCAGAGCAGCUCUGCACUAGAAAUUUUACCAGUGUGCUAGUUAAGGGGUAACUUGUUUUAUUUUUUACUGCAAAAGUCCCAGUGUAGAUGCAGUUAUACCAGCAAAAUAAGCUUUUGUGAAUAAGGCUUAUUUGGUUCAGGGAACUGGUAUAAGUCACACAGGCAAAAGCACUCUUGUGAGGCUGUAAGCUGCAUCUCCGCCUAGCCUGACCUGCAGUCCUUUCUAGUGUGGGCUAGGCCUUUGUCUCCUGCCCUGCUCUCGCUCCCUGGGUCAGCAUGAGCAGGUAGGGUUGCAGAGGCAUUGUGGUCAUCUCCUUCGUGGAAUGGAUGCUGUUCCUCACCAGGCUCUGCAGCCAGUUACAGGGCAGGCUUGACAUUCUCCAGCUGGAAGAAGUGCUGACUCUGAGGCAGGGCUCUGGAGUUAGAAGGGGGUUUACAGGACAAAAAGUUGGGAUGGGGGAAUCUUCUAGGUGUUUGGGAAUUGGGAUUUGAGACUCUUCAGUGCAGCUACUCCCUGCUGCCAUAAUGCCUGGCACUUAAUUGACUGCAGAGAAGUGACACAGUUCUUAGAUCAAGCCCAUUCUGUUGGGUUCAGGACAAGUCUGUUCCCCAGAAUCAUUUAAUGUGAAGCAGAAUUUCUUUAGCAAGAUCAACGCUCAUGUCACUGCUGUAGAAGUCUCUCCUGGGAUGUUGCUAAAUGCGACACUUCUUGAAGUCAUUCAACAGCCCAGAGGAAGCUGGGUGGACUUGCCCAUUGAGCUGGGAGCCCAAAUGAGGGGAACUCUCUGCUCAGACUCCCAAUGCUAAUUGCUUUCACGCAACCUGCAGAGGCUUAUGUGAAUGUGAUGCCGGAGUCCCUGCAGUGAACGGGCAGGGUGGGGGAGAGCCCACCUUCCCUGUGUUACUGCCUUUCAUCUGGGGGUUGCUUAUCUGCUUUUUCUCUGCUAAAUGGCUCCUAGUUCUUGAAGCCCAUUUUUAAACAGAGUUUAGGACCUCCUGAUGUAGGGAGGGGGCUCUAGAGCCACCCCCAUCCCAAAGGGAAUUGAUACAGCAACACCAGCUUUGCUGGGGACCUGUCCACCAGCAAGACCCAGACCCAGUGAGAUUACUGAGCACCAUAACCCCUCCUCUUUGCAGCCUGCAAGCAAGACAGCAAAGGGCCUUACCACACAAGCCCUGUGCGCUCACAAGCAUUCAUCCCUGCAGCACAAGUAAUCCCCCUGAAAUAACAGAACUGCCUCAGCCUGGAGCUGUAGGAUUGAGCUCCAUGGAACCAAACUGUACCUAGUAAGGGGAAUAGUUUUGUGUCUCCUCCAGUCUGGGGGCAGUGGAACCUCUAUUUUAAAUCAUCCUGACAAACCUGAUUAUGAGCCUUUAAGACUGAGCCCAUCCCUCUCCACUGCUGGGGAGGGGAAGCCCAAUGCAGCCCUGCUACUAGGUGGUUCUUGUACUCCUAGUUCUUCUCUUCUACCAUUAGUGAAAUUCAGGCCCCACUGAAGUUUAUAGUAGAACUCCCACUGCCUGCAGUGGGGGCAGGAUUUCACCCCAUCUGUGUAAAUAGACAUUAGUUUUGUGUCAUCAGAGAGUAUACGUGCUGAGACUUUAGAGCAGUAUCUAAACCAGUGAGAAUGCCAGCUCUGAUGAUAAACUGCUUAGAUUUUUUUGUCCUGUCUUAUUUUAAACCAUAUCCUAGUGGUUGACUGACUAACUCAGCAGCCAAACAGAAGUUCUGGAGCGAGAUAGCUUGAGGGGUUGAAAUCUACAGAAGACCUUCAUCACGCUGGGGUCAGAACAAGCGCACAUUUGUAGCUAACACAGCUCUGAUCCGGGUUGCAUGCAGGGGCCAUUGAUUUGGGACAUCGCCUAACUGCUUUUUCUCAGAAUGAUUUAUGCUGAGUGGGCAAAACUGGCUCAUGACCAAGAUGCAUCAUGCCAAAGCACUUUGGGAUUUGGUCUCAGUUUUAGCUGGAGGUGGACAAGCACCCACCUACUCUCACAGCUGCAGGAGAACAAGGAAAGCAUCGGGAGCAUGUGAAGGCCAAACUCCCCCAUCAUGUAUUUGCUGUGUAUUCAGACAGACACCAGCUAGGUGCCCGCUUUGGGGCUUCCUCUUGUUCUGCUGUUAAAGGUGGAGGCGACCAAACUACUGCCGUUUGACCUCAGGACCCAGCCGCCUCGGGUCUCAGACCAAGAUGUAACAAAGCUGCAAUAGUUACCGCCUGGAGGCGUCUUUAUCUUUUGAUGGUUAAAUCAUAACUUAUUUAUGUAAUUUUUAACACACUUUGACAGAUUCUUCAUUUCCUAAUGAGCUGAUUAAAAAUGACCUUUUGUGUAUUGCUGUUCUGCGG